AUGUUGGAAGUUUUGAUGGAUAUUUCUUCCACUACUGUUUCUCUAUCUUAUGAAGAUGGUCGUCCAGUUGAUGGCAAGGGUGUUGAGAGAAAAGUGAUAGAUAGUGUGCAAGAAACCUAUAACAAUGAGUUGGCUGGAAAGGAAUUUGCAUAUGACGGGGAGAAGAGUUUAUUUACUGUUGGUCCUCUCCCAAAUAACAAGCUUGAGUUUACAAUUGUACUUGAGGAUGUUACAUCUAAUAGAAACAAUGGGAAUGCGAGUCAUGAUGGCCAUGAGAGCUCAAAUGCUCAUGACAGGAAGAGAGUUAAACGACCUUAUCGGUAAAAAACCUUUAAAGAGGAGAUUAGCUUUGCUGCAAAGAUUCCCAUGCAGGCCAUUCAAAAUGCACUACGUGGACAGGAAUCAGAAAACUCA
This is a messenger RNA of Hibiscus syriacus, 414 nucleotides long. Its product is annotated as protein argonaute 4-like. NCBI's taxonomy places the organism in Eukaryota, Viridiplantae, Streptophyta, Magnoliopsida, Malvales, Malvaceae. The record is from RefSeq and is a predicted model, not a curated record. The coding region runs from base 1 to 324 and encodes 107 amino acids. The transcript is spliced from 4 exons.